CAGAGCCGGUCCGCAGGGCAGACGGAAGUAGUGCAGGCAAAGUGGACCUGCAGUCAGUCGCAGCAAGGUGCUGCAGAGUCGGGUUGUGGCUCACGUGCCUUGGACCAAGAUGCCGCGCUUCGCCUUGACCAUCAUCCGCCAACCAUUCUGGGAGAUGAUACAGCUGAAGGAACGCGAGUCCCCUUGUCCUCUUUUCAACCUCAGAACAUUCUGGACCCAGCUGGGAAAGCCCCUUUGAAGGAAAUCUGGGCCUGGGAAACCAUCCUUACUUAGAUUCUUAAUGGGCAAUACCUGUGUAAAUAGGAAUUUUCUAUUUACUGUGGCGAAACAAGACUUAACAAGGAGAAAAUCAUUCAAGGGCAAGGAGUAGACGCGCCCCUUUCCGAGACUGGGUUUAGGCAAGCAGCCGCCACUGGUCAGUUUCUGAGCAACGUGCACUUUACCCACGCCUUCUCCAGUGAUCUCACGAGGACUAAGCAGACCAUACAUGGCAUUCUGGAGAAAAGCAGAUUUUGCAAAGACAUAGCAGUGAAGUAUGACUCCAGACUUCGGGAAAGGAUGUACGGGGUUGCAGAAGGCAAGCCGCUAAGUGAGCUUCGGGCCAUGGCCAAAGCCGCUGGAGAAGAGUGUCCCAUGUUCACCCCGCCUGGAGGAGAGACAGUAGAGCAGGUAAAAAUGCGUGGAAAGGAUUUCUUUGAUUUCAUUUGUCAGUUGAUUCUGGGCAAGGCAGGCCAGAGAGAAAACUUCCUCCCCGGAGCGCCAGACAACUGUUUGGAAAGCUCUUUGGCGGAGGUUUUCCCCGUGGGAAAACACGGCAGCUUGGGGACAGACCCCAAGCAUGGUGCCCUGGGUUUAACCGCCAGCAUCUUGGUCGUGAGCCACGGGGCUUACAUGAGAAGCCUCUUUGGUUAUUUCCUGAGUGACCUCAGAUGCUCACUGCCAGCCACAAUAGACAAAUUCGAACUUUCCUCCAUCACUCCCAACACUGGCAUCAGUGUCUUCAUCAUCGACUGUGAGGAAGCACGCAAGCCAACCGUCCAGUGUGUUUGUAUGAACCUCCAGGAGCAUCUAAACAAAGGGGUUGAAAAGCACUGAGUCCAAAGCCCCCAACCGUGGGGCUCCGAAUGGAGGGCCUUGGCCUCUUGUGUUUUCAUCCUCUGCCCCUGCUGUUUAGAAGCAGGUGAGACUUGUGCCAUAAAGCCCCACUGGGGUCCUGACUGUAUCCGCUGUUAGUGGGAAUCCACUCAGAGUCAGCCUGGUUUUUCUGAGACACCAUUUUCUACCAUGAUUUUGUCACCCUGUGCUGUUAUGUCUGUGAACUAUUAACUUAUGAGGACACUCAGCAUUGCACACGGGGGAUGAAGCCUUUUCUCCACAUUCUCCUUUCAUUGGCCUCUUCGAUGUCUAGAUGGUGUUGGCUGUUGAAGAUCAUUUAAUGUUUUUCCACUCACUCACCAAGUGCUUGCAAGAAAGAAUGGUUUAAAUAAUUCUCCCGCAUUUGCAGUGAUUGUGUCAGAGUCCACAGUGUUCAGACUGAAGCUUCUUACUGUCAUCCGUGUGUAAAGGGAAAUGGCUGAAUGCUCUAGCGUCCUCUGGAGAAACUGGCUCUUGGGAAUUAUUAUUAUCAUUGUUAUUGUUAUUAUUGCCUCAAAUACAGCUGAGGGACUGAAGGGACUAGGAGUACUUCCAGUUACCCUGAGAACCCCAGUUCAGAUCCCUUUACCCAUAUUGGGCAGCUCACAGCUUCCUGGAACUCCAGCAUCAGGGAGGCAGUGCCCGCUCUGGGCCUCUGCAGACACUUGCACACAUGCACACAAAUAAAAGUAGUAAAAGCAGCCUGGGGGAAGGAAGGAACACACUGCCUGAUCAGACACAUUACGAUCCUCUGAGAAGAAGGCAAACACAGCUUUCCAGCAAAAGCGGUGGGGGUGGGGAAUGCUCAAGUUACCCUCGCUUUGUAUCCAAGCUGCCUGUGAAGACUGGUUGACCCAUCCAAAGAAGAGGUGCUGAAAACUGGUACGCAGAAGGCUCAGAGGAGUGACCUUCCUCCAGGUGGCGCUGUCGGAAAGGGAUUUUGAUUGCUGCUCAAGAGUCCUCAAUUAGGAAACUGGACUGCUAAAAAUGCCAGGCCCACACUACAGCCUCAGGAAAAUGUAACACUGGGCCCAGAUAUAGAGGAGUUUGACCAGGAAGAGCUGGUAGGAUUGAGAGCUUACUGAACAGUAGGUGACAAACUUAAGAAACCUAGAAAUACAGUUCACCUGCAAAGGGAGGUGUAGGUCAAGGCUCACCACAGUUGACUUGCCUGCUGUAAAGUGCUACUAGGUCCUUCUGUCUAGACACUUUGUGGGGGCGCUGCCAACACUUUGGGUACUGGUGGCCCCACACUAGGGAUUUACUUGAGGUUCCAAAUGCACGUGUACCUUGAACAAAGACAUCACUGACAUGAGUCCAAAGUGUGACCAUGUUCUGAGAAACCAAAGGACAUGAUUAUAAAGGCCGUAGAAAAGUCUCCCUAUGGGUGACAGUGAACUUCAGUUCAAAAGUCAUGUCGGCAUUUGGGGUGAGUGUUGGGUUGUGUGAAUCUGAGAGGAAAGUUAUAAAAACCUGAGGAGUUUGGAGGUGUCGCUCAGUGGGCCCUGGCUUCCAUCACAAGUGGAGAAAAAUCAGAACAGAAACCUGCUUUUUUAAGAGAAAUCCAGUGUUAGGUCACUCCCUCCGUGUAGAGCACCACUGGAAGUCCUGGUGCGGAGCUGCUGUGAGACAGAGCAGAGCUCAUAAGCAGAGUGGGUGAGCAGCAGUAUUGUUCUACUGCCUUUCAAAUGCACAUAAAUACCCAGCUCUGUAGUCUUCCUUUUACCCGUACUGUUUGAGGGUAUUUAUUUGGGAAUGUAUGGCUCUACUUAAUUGUAACCAGUAUUCUACCGAAUGAAUAAAGAUCUUUGGUUUAUA
Molecule: messenger RNA, 2952 nt
Organism: Rattus norvegicus (Norway rat)
Lineage: Eukaryota; Metazoa; Chordata; Mammalia; Rodentia; Muridae
Gene: Tigar
Product: TP53 induced glycolysis regulatory phosphatase
Biological process (GO): DNA damage response; positive regulation of pentose-phosphate shunt; regulation of pentose-phosphate shunt
Cellular component (GO): cytosol; mitochondrial outer membrane; nucleus
Molecular function (GO): catalytic activity; fructose-2,6-bisphosphate 2-phosphatase activity
Source: RefSeq, a predicted model, not a curated record